AACCGACAUUGAAUGAAAUGAUGUUAUUCAAGGACUUGUUGUAGUUUCAGAUGGAUAGCCUGUUAAUUUAGGACUGUGAUGGUUGUGAGAAAGUCUGUUUGGAGGGGGCAUGGAAACCUCAGGGAAGGAUUUUUUCUGGAGAGGCUAAAUGGAACUGUUCUGAAUUAGAAAUUGUUCUAAAAUGAAUCAUACUGGCCUAAGGGAUAUGCUUGAUAUAAUGUUACCCGUUUCCAUGGUUGUGAUUGAAGAUAAUGGCACUGUGUACAGUGGUUCUUACUGAGUACCUAUAAUAUACCAAUCACUUUACAUGGGUUUUUGCCCCCAAUAUUCGGAACAAAACUUUGCUGUUAAUGCUCUAAUUGUCAUAGGUUCUGUUGAGCUUCAUACUAAUGGCUGUGACUAAUGUAGGAUAAUUUUUUAGUUCUCAUGUAUUCUGUCAUUUUGCUAACCUGUCACUUCUCACUUUCAAUUUUAAUUUUGCUUUAGAUUGUAAUUAUUAACUUCUUGGGAUGUACAGUAAGUUUUUAACUUCACAUCAUUGACAGGUUCUUUCACAUUAAGUAAAAUGAUGUAUAAUAGAACCAGUUUUACCAUAGGCUAAUUGAUAUAAACAACCCUUCUUAAAAAACUUGGAAGUUCUUGCCAAAUUUUAACUUUUUUCUUUUAGAACAAAUUCUGUACAACAUAAAACAAGAGUAUAAACGCAUGCAGAAGAGAAGACAUUUAGAAACUAGUUUCCAACAGACGGAUCCAUGUUGUACUUCUGAUGCACAGCCACAUGCAUUUCUCCUCAGUGGACCAGCUUCACCAGGGACUUCAUCUGCAACAUCCUCACCAUUAAAAAAAGAACAGCCCUUAUUCACUCUACGACAGGUUGGGAUGAUCUGUGAACGUUUGUUGAAAGAACGUGAAGAGAAAGUUCGUGAAGAGUAUGAAGAAAUACUGAACACAAAACUUGCAGAACAAUAUGAUGCAUUUGUGAAGUUUACCCAUGAUCAAAUAAUGCGACGAUAUGGAGAACAGCCUGCUAGUUAUGUUUCAUGAAUCACAUUUUCCGCGUUUGUGGGCUGCCUUGUCCCUUGUUGAAUUGUUGCAAGAGGUCCCAAUUAUGACAUGCAGCAAUGCCAAUACCCCCCUGUGAAUACAGGUUAUUUCAAGCUUUCCUCAGUGGCAACCACUCUUAGGCAGCAACUGGUUUUGGAAAUUACCCUGAUGUCAGUACCACCUGGAUAUGGACCUUUGCUACCUGUAUUAAUUCCAUUGGUCUCAUUUGCUGUAUCAUUACAAUUUGGCUUCUUAUAUUAAUAUGUUUGAAAAGGAUUAAAGCUGGUAUUCUAAGAACAUGCCCUUCACUGGUUGUGUAAAUAAAACUGUAGAAUGAUACUUCA
Molecule: messenger RNA, 1388 nt
Organism: Miniopterus natalensis
Lineage: Eukaryota; Metazoa; Chordata; Mammalia; Chiroptera; Miniopteridae
Source: RefSeq, a predicted model, not a curated record